AAACAACCCGGAAGUCAACCUCACUGGUCACGCAUGAGGUUGGCGGGCAGCCGGUUGAGUGUCUGUUAGUUUUUAUCGUUUCCCUUCCCUUACAUUCCUCAAAUUACUUACUAAACUUUUUUUCCCCCAAACAAUUCGCUAAAUAGGCGGAGUCAUUCUCUUUCAGUUUCGUCGGCAAGCGGCAGACAGUCUGAAGUCAUGCCGUCCAGCGCCGGACCCAGCAGCCCCGCCGCUGCUCUCGCUGAGGCGCUCGACAGCUCGGCCCGGCUCGUCGACCGACACCUGCAGGAUGACCGCUGCUUCCCGGACCUGUCGGAGCUGCUCAGCGUUCCCUCACAUAAUAUACCGUCCCUCUCCGGAGUAUCGGACAUGGACUAUCCCCUCCAAGGUCCGGGUUUACUAAGCGUGCCCAACCUGCCGGAGCUCAGCGCCGUGCGCCGAGUCCCGCUCCCGCCGGAGCUGGUAGAGCAAUUCAGCCAUAUGCAGUUCAACUGCAUGAUGGGAGUUUUUCCCGAGAUUUCUCGAGCGUGGCUCACGAUUGACAACGACAUCUUCAUGUGGAAUUAUGAGGACGGGGGAGACGUGGCUUAUUUCGACGGCCUCAUCGAAACCAUUUUGGCAGUCGGGCUGGUGAAACCAAAACAAGGGAUUUUGCAACCUCACAUCCAUUACCUGCUUGUGUUGGCCACAUCUGUGGAUGUUGUAAUCCUGGGACUGAGCUUUCCAAAGGGCCACACUGGGCUGAACGACAGCAUGUCGGGCGGCAUGCAGCUGCUGCCAGACCCCCUCUUCUCCAUCCCCACCGACAACACCUACAUCCUCUCGGUCACCUCCACCGACCUGGGUCGCAUCUUCAUGGCGGGCAAGGACGGCUGCCUGUACGAGAUCGCCUACCAGGCGGAGGCGGGCUGGCUGAGUCAGCGCUGCCGCAAGAUCAACCACUCCAAGAGCUCCUUGUCCUUCCUCGUACCGUCUGUGCUCCAGUUCUCCUUCUCUGAGGACGACCCAAUUGUGCAGAUUGCGGUGGACGACUCGCGCAACACGCUAUUUACACGCUCAGAGAAAGGAGUCCUACAGGUGUAUGACCUGGGCGCUGAUGGACAGUGUAUGAGUCGCGUGGCCACCAUGUCUCAAAGCAGCAUUGUUGCAGCCGCCGGAAACAUUGCCAGGACGAUAGAUCGUUCCGUCUUCAAGCCCAUCGUCCAGAUCUCUGUGAUUAGUAGAUCAGAGUCUUCUGACUGUCACCUGCUUGCUGUGACACACGCAGGUGUACGUCUCUACUUCAGCACUACGCCUUUUGCACCGCCGCAACAAAGGCACACGCCAGCGCGACCGUCCUUGCUCUCUCUGGUUCAUGUCCGCCUACCGCCGGGCUUCUCCGCAUCCUCCACACUGCAGAAACCCGCCAAGGUCCACAAGGCGCUGCACAGUAAAGGUAUUUUGCUGAUGGCGGCUUCUGAGACGGAGGACAACGACCUCCUGUGGUGCAUCAACCAUGACUCAUUCCCCUUCAAGAAGCCCUUGAUGGAGACUCAGAUCAUGUCUAAUAUUGAUGGACACACAUGGGCUAUAAGCGGCAUCAACGAGGAAAGGCCAGCCAGGAUUUGUACUCCCCUGAACACGGACCUCAUCCCCGUCACCGAUUCGCCUGUGGUGGUCAUGCAGCACAACAUCCCCCCACAAAAAUUUGUCCUCCUUUCAGCAAAGGGGAGUCACAUCUUCCAAAAGCUGCGUCCCGUGGAUCAGCUCCGUCACCUGCUGGUGAGCUGUGCGGGAGGCGAGAGCGAGGAGAUCGAACGCUUCUUUAAGCUACACCGGGAGGAGCAGGCUUGCGCCACAGCCUUGAUCCUGGCUUGUUCCAAUGCCGCUUGUGACAGAGAAGUCUCGCAGUGGGCCACCAGAGCUUUCUUCAGAUAUGGAGGAGAAGCACAGAUGAGAUUUCCCGCAGCUAUGUCACCACCCAGCAAUGUUGGACCCAUGAUGAGCUCCCCAGCACCUGGCAUUUUGCCUCCACCGCUGGCCACACCCUUUGGUCCAAUGCACUCUGGGUCUGCCCCCAUUACACCGAUGUCUGUUGGGCCAGAGGUGAUUUUCUCCGGGAAGCACAACGGCAUCUGUGUCUACUUCGCUCGCAUUCUCGGAAACAUUUGGGACGGGAGCCUAGCAGUGGAGAAAACCAUCAGCAAAGGAAAUCAGACUGUCAGUAUUUUGGGAAGCAGCGUUGCUUCGUUUCAUCUGGAGUCGGUCCUUCUAGAGCUCCACGGGUUGAAGGAGUUUCUGGACAAAAACUCUCAGUUCAGUCCAUCCUCUCUGAGCGGCUCAAGCUUCAACUCCCCUGGGAAUCUGCAGCAAAGACUGCUGGGAUUUAUGCGGCCGGAUGGCGCCAGCUCUCAGCAGGUCCAGCAGGAGCUUCAGAGGAAAUAUCACACCAAGGCUCAGGUCUAUGAGAAAGUUUCCUUGCAGAGCAUCCAGGCGCUAGUACACCGCUCCUAUCAGACUCUAGCCCUCUGGAAGCUUCUCUGCGAUCAUCAGUUCAGCCUCAUAAUGUCAGAACUGCCCAAGGAGUUUCAAGAGCAGAUGAAGGGAGCGAGUUUCAAGGAUGUGGUGAUCCGGGGCAAGGAGCUGUCGGGAGCCCUGGUCACGGCGCUCAUUAACGUCUACAUUAAAGAUAACGCCUCUGUGGAUGCCAUCAGCAAUCACCUGCGGGACCUCUGCCCGCUGCUCUACAGCACCGACGACAGCGUCUGCUCCAAGGCUAACGAGUUGUUGCAGAGCUCCAAGCAGAUCCAGAGCAAAGUCGAUAAAGAGAGAACCCUGAGAGAGUCACUUCGUCUCUACCAGCAAAUCAGUCAGCACACUGACCUACCACUGGUUUGCUCCCAGUACAGACAAGUGCGUUUCUAUGAGGGUGUGCUCGAGCUGUGCCUCACGGCGGCUGACAAGAAGGACCCCCAGAGGCUGGGUCCCCAUUUUUACAAAAAUGGAGAGCCUGAGGAGGACCAGGCGGGACAGCUGGCCUUCCAAGAAAGGCUAUUGUGUUACAAAUGCAUCACGGACACCAUGCAGGAGCUGGUGAACCAAAGCAAAGCGGCCCCUCAGUCCCCCAGCGUCCCAAAACAGCCGGGGCCUCCCGUCCUCACCUCGGAUCCUAACAUGCUGAGUAAUGAGGAAGCGACAGCCCAUUUUGAGCAGAUCUUCGGUCUGGCCCAGAGGUCCCAAGACGAGCUGUUUCAUAUUGCCCUGUAUAACUGGCUCAUCCAGGCUGAUCUGGCGGACAAGCUGCUAGAGGUGAAUUCGCCAUACCUGGAAGAGCAUCUCAUGCAUAUGAUCAAGCAGGAUCAGAGCAAGGUACACAACAUGGACCUGCUGUGGCGCUACUACGAAAAGAACCGCAACUUUGGCAAGGCAGCCCACGUUCUGGCCCGCCUCGCCGACAUGCACAGCACUGAGAUCUCCCUCAAGCAGCGCCUGGAGUACUUGGCCCGGGCCAUCCUGUCUGCUAAGAGCUCCUCCUCCAUCUCCGCUCAGGCGGCAGAUGGCGAGUUCCUCCAUGAGCUGGAGGAGAAGAUGGAGCUGGUACGUAUCCAAGUCCAGAUUCAGGAGACACUGAUGCGACAGUACUCCAAUCAUCCUUCUGUGAAAAACGCCAUCUCUCAGUUGGAUUCAGAUCUCAUGGACAUCACCAAGCUCUACGGGGAAUACGCUGACCACUUCAAACUGUCCGAGUGCAAGCUGGCCAUCAUUCACUGCGCGGGACACUCUGACCCGAUCCUGGUGCACUCGCUGUGGCAGGAAAUCAUAGAGAAAGAAUUGGCAGACACGGUGGCUAUGAGUCCAGUGGACAGGAUGAGAUCCCUCAGUUUGAAGCUGGUGUCGCUGGGCAGGAUCUAUGCGGGAACGCCGCGAUAUUUUCCAUUAGAAUUCCUGGUGAAGUAUCUGGAGCAGGAGGUGUGCCGCCUCAACUGGGACGUGGGCUUCGUCACGUCCACCAUGCAGGAGAUCGGGGUGCAGCUGCCGCGCCUUCUGGAGGUCUACGACCAGCUUUUCAAAUCCAGGGAUCCUUACUGGCAGCGUCUGAAGAAGCCUCUGCACUUGGUGGAGUGCAUCCACGUGCUUCUGUCGGGUUACGUGGACGACCCCAGUAGAGUGCCCACGUAUGACAGACGCCGCUUCACCAACGUGUGUCUGGACAACAUCUGCGGCUACCUGGUGGAGCUGCAGUCCCUCAGCCCCAACGCCACACUCCAGCACACCAUCGGCAACUUUAAGUCUCUGCAGGCCAAACUGGAUAAACUUCACUGACGUUCGCCGCGCUCCCUCUGUUGCCUUUAAUCGCUUAGCUGGUAAAUCUGUCACAUUUGUACGAUGGAGACGGGAUUCAGGUAUCAGUCAGCGUUAUACAAUACUCACAAAAGGUUAGAGGUGAAAUAGCAGAAUGAAACCUAAAUGAACAGUUGGACAUGUGAAUUCAAAAGUUUAGAGAAGGUCGAAUUGAGUUCGGCUGUAAAGUGUAUAGUGCAAUUUAGGUUCAUCCUGAAAUUUCUCCCCAAAGCCAAAGAUUCCUCACUUUUUGUGAGUAAGUAGUAUAUCUUAUUUUUUAGUAAUAUGCCAAGUAUGACUAUUCAUGACACCACAGUGCAAGGAUAGUACCGUAAGGAGACUGAAGAAGCAGGUUUAACUUAUUUAAUGCUUAAUCGUGUUCCAAAACACAACAUUGAAAAGGUUGUAAAUAUAGUACAUGUACUCCUAUGCUUUUACAAGAGAAGACAGACAGACAUCAUCACCUUUUUUUUUUUUUUUUUUUUUUUUUGGACAAUGUACAUAAAACCAAUUUGAAUAUUUUUAUAAUGUGUUCAUGAGGCUGUUUUUCCACUUUUCGGCACAGUUGCCUCCAGCCUUGCUAUUGCCCGCCGCGCAACUAGCUGCCUUAAAAUGGCGGCUGCGUUGUUCGUAAUGUGAUGUCGCAGAGGGAUGUCACGUCUUUGUGUUCAUGCAAUUACGUUUAAUUAAAAACGGCACUCAAGGCCUUCCCGUACAGUCAUCACAAAAGGGAACGCUUAAAUGGUUGUUGUCUUUUCCUUCCAAUUAGUGUAAGCGCUUUGAUAUUUUAGCCUGGUGGAAAUAAAGAAGUUUGGACUUGA
Phyllopteryx taeniolatus (common seadragon) is the source of this 5141-nucleotide messenger RNA. It is a transcript of the gene nup155, whose product is annotated as nucleoporin 155. The record is from RefSeq and is a predicted model, not a curated record. Gene Ontology annotation, molecular function: structural constituent of nuclear pore; protein binding. Gene Ontology annotation, cellular component: nuclear pore; nuclear pore inner ring. The transcript is spliced from 34 exons. Lineage: Eukaryota; Metazoa; Chordata; Actinopteri; Syngnathiformes; Syngnathidae. Gene Ontology annotation, biological process: protein localization to nuclear inner membrane; protein import into nucleus; RNA export from nucleus. Bases 199 to 4302 code for a protein of 1367 amino acids.